AUGAGUCUCGGCACAAAGUUAUCAUUAUCAGCCAUAGUCCCGCGUAUACCCAUUAUGCCUAUAAUCGCGGGAUCACCAACCUAUUACCCGGCGAUAUUCCUGAUCAAGCAAACGAUCACAUCAUCAUUGGAUUAUCAGAAAAUGCUAUAUUUAUCUCUGUUUUCUUACAGUAUUAAAGGAGAACAGCCAGAGAGGCAAAGAGUUCAAUUUGCCGCAUUUGAUGUGAAAAAUUACGGUGGUAAAACUGAUGGCAAGUCAAAUAUUAGCAAGGCAUUAUUGGGCGCGUGGAAAGAGGCUUGUUUAGCAAAGGGUUCCAACAGAGUUGUAGUACCCAAAGGAACAUAUUCCAUAGGUUUAACUGACUUAAAUGGUCCAUGCAAGGGAUCCAUGGAGCUUCAAGGCCAAGGAACCUUGUUAGCACCAAUAAACCCUAGCAAGUAUGCCAAAGACAGCUGGAUUACUUUUGCAUACAUUGAUCGAUUCAAAUUAUCUGGUGGUGGAACCUUCGACGGACAAGGGCAAGUUGCUUGGAAGCAAAAUAACUGCGGUCGAAAUCCAAAAUACAAGAGACUUCCAGUUAGCUUACGGUUUGACUUCAUCACCAACAGCGUAGUUCAGGACGUAACAUCGCUCGAUAGUAAGAAUUUCCAUGUCAAUGUUCUAGAUGGCAAAAACCUUACUUUCGAUCACUUCACGAUCACUGCACCAGGAGAUAGCGUCAAUACAGAUGGAAUUCACAUUGGGCAUUCAAAUAGGAUCAACAUUAUUAAUUCAAAUAUUGCCACCGGCAAUGACUGCAUCUCCAUUGGUGGUGCCAGCGAACAAAUAAGGAUAAAAAACGUACGAUGUGGACAUGGACAUGGCAUUAGCAUGGGAAGUUUAGGGAAGACCACUGAUGAAUUUGUCUCUGGAAUUUUUGUAAGGAACUGCACCUUCUAUGACACCGACAAUGGAGUGAGAAUUAAGACAUGGCCGCUUGCAAAGCUUGGUGCUCCACGUUUUGAAGUUGAGGUCACACCAACUCAAGAGUAUGAAAGGCUUAGACGUAAAGAUAAGUUUUGCUGCAAACAAAUGAAAAACAAGACAAUAUCUACUUAUAGAGUUCAAUCUGCCAUAUUUGAUGAGAAAAAUUACGGUGGUAAAGCCGAUGGCAAGCCAGAUAUUAGAAAGGCAUUAUUGGGCGGGUGGAAAGAGGCUUGUUCAGCAAAGGGUUCCAACAGAGUUGUAGUACCCAAAGGAACAUAUUCCAUAAGUUUAACUGAAUGGUCCAUGCAAGGGAGCCAUGGAGCUUUAAGUCCAAAGAACCUUGUUGGCAUCGAUAAACCCUAG
Messenger RNA from Manihot esculenta (cassava), 1329 nucleotides. RefSeq names its product exopolygalacturonase-like. The record is from RefSeq and is a predicted model, not a curated record. Lineage: Eukaryota; Viridiplantae; Streptophyta; Magnoliopsida; Malpighiales; Euphorbiaceae. The transcript is spliced from 8 exons. The coding region runs from base 1 to 1329 and encodes 442 amino acids. Gene Ontology annotation, biological process: carbohydrate metabolic process. Gene Ontology annotation, molecular function: polygalacturonase activity.